Arthroderma uncinatum is the source of this 2274-nucleotide messenger RNA. RefSeq lists its product as uncharacterized. The coding region runs from base 1 to 2274 and encodes 757 amino acids. The transcript has 5 exons. The record is from RefSeq and is a predicted model, not a curated record. Lineage: Eukaryota; Fungi; Ascomycota; Eurotiomycetes; Onygenales; Arthrodermataceae. Gene Ontology annotation, molecular function: protein binding.
AUGGCAGCGCCGUACGACUCGUCUCGUCCGCCGCGCUUGGGAGCGACUUUCUAUCCAGGCGCCGUCGACGACUACCAGAUGCCGGAAGUCAUCUCGCCUGCUCCUCAGAGGGUCAUGCCCGAAGUCCCAGAGAACAUGCAAGAUAACCUCGCGCACUUCGAGCUCGACGCCGCUGGCCCUAACUCCAACCUGCGCCCUCAUCAGCAGCAGCAGCAGCAUUUCCCAAGUCGCGGCUCCUCGAUGAAUAACCAAGGGGGAUUAGGCUACUCUGCUCCAACCUCUCCGUCCUAUCCCCCGCAGCAACAGUAUGGCGGCGGUGGCAGCGGCUACGAGGCCCCCAACUUUUCUCCCUUUCCACCUCUGAUCAACCCUCCCCCCAACGUACCCCCCAGUGACGAAGAGCGCGAAGCCAACCUCGAACAGGGCCGUGUGGCCGUGCUCGGCUCCAACGAUGCAGAGAUGCAGCUUGCCUGGGCGCAGGAUGCCCUCUCCUACGUCGAAGUAGCCAUGCAGAACGAACUGCGCAACCAGGUCGCCUACCCCCCGCGGCCGCAGACACCGCAGACGGAACACCAGCUCAAGGCUGAUGCCAUCAACAUUGUCACAUUCCUGGCAGAGCAGCGACAUCCGCGUGCCAUGUUCAUCCAGGGCAUGUGGCUCGAGUUUGGCAAGUUUGGGUUCCGGGUCGACAAAAAGGAGGCGUUUCGAUGCUACUCGCGGGCCGCUGAAGGUGGCUAUGCGCGCGCAGAGUACCGUAUGGGAAUGCAAUUUGAGAGCUCAAACGAACCGCUAAAGGCUAUCAAGCAUUACGAGAACGGAGUCAGGCUGGGGGACUCGGCUUCAUACUACCGCCUAGGGAUGAUGAUACUGCUGGGCCAGCAUGGCCAACGGCAGGACUACGCUGUGGGACUUGACCAUAUACGCUACGCAGCGCAAACAUGCGACGAGAACGCCCCCCAGGGCGCAUACGUCUACGGAAUGCUGCUAGCUCGUGAACUUCCCCAGGUCUCGAUCCCUGACGAAUACCUCACCCACGACCUUGGCGCUGCCCGCAUCAACAUCGAGAAGGCAGCCUACCACGGCUUCGCAAAGGCACAGGUCAAAAUGGGCUCCGCAUACGAACUAUGCCAGCUAGACUGUGACUUUAACCCGGCUUUAUCGAUUCACUACAACGCUCUGGCUGCUCGUCAGGGUGAACCAGACGCCGAAAUGGCGAUUAGCAAAUGGUUCCUGUGUGGACAUGAAGGCGUGUUUGAGAAAAACGACGAGCUUGCAUUCACCUACGCCAAGAGAGCAGCUCAAUCUGGCCUGUCAACUGCUGAGUUCGCCCUGGGAUACUUUUAUGAGAUUGGUAUCUACACUGCUGUCGAUAUCAAGGAAGCUCGAAGCUGGUACGCUAAGGCUGCUGCGAACGGAAACAAGGACGCCUCAGGGCGAAUUGAAAGUAUCUCACGCUCCAAGACGCUAUCACGCAAAGACCACGAAAAGGUAGCCAUCCAGCGUAUCAAGACACAGCGUACCCAGCAGCGCUUUUCACAGCAAACCCAGCUCCAGCAGGGGCAGCCAGUACAAGAUACUCUUGAGAUGCCCGACCCAUCCCGUAUGAGUCUCCAUGACCCCACUCGACCAAUGUCAGCAGCACCAUACCCAGACGGUCCCCCGUCAGGACGCUAUGGACCACCUCGACCAGGCCCUGGUCCAAACUCACACUCCUACGGGCCCGGGGAGCCUCGCAACUCUUCUGCGUUCGGUAUCAACCCCAAUCUCCGCGCUCAGUCGGUUGGGCCGCCAAUGGGGCCACAUGGAUACCCACAGCAGGGCCGUCCGCCAAUGGGGCCUGGGCCUGGUCCCGGUCCUGGACCUGGAGGACCUGGAGGGCCUGGAGGGCCUGGUAUGGGAUCAGGGCCACCAAAACUAGAUAUUGGAUUUUCUGCCCCUCCAGACCUAUCCGGCGCAGAUAGGAGGAGGAAACCACACCGUCCCCCUGGUGCUCCGGGGCCCGGUCCUGGUCCUGGGCCUGGUCCAAACCGUAUGCCUUCCUCUCCCCCAGGAGGAAGAGGUCACGGCGGGCCACCUGGCGGACCACCAGGCGGAAGACCCGGCCCGGGUCCUGGACCUGGACCUGGACCAGCAAGUCAACCGCCCAAACCAGCUGCCAGUCCAGCAGCAAAACCACCCUCUGCCGGGCAACCUGGCAAAGGUAAAGGACCCAAGACGUUUGAAGAGAUGGGUGUGCCGCAGGGUAAGACGGAGAAUGAUUGCGUUGUUAUGUGA